Parasteatoda tepidariorum (common house spider) is the source of this 1898-nucleotide messenger RNA. NCBI's taxonomy places the organism in Eukaryota, Metazoa, Arthropoda, Arachnida, Araneae, Theridiidae. The record is from RefSeq and is a predicted model, not a curated record.
UAGAAAUUCAGAAUGUAUGCGGUUACUUGUUAUUGUAUCUUGUCUUACUUAUAACUAGGUUUAAGAACCAAUCCUCUGUCUCACUCAAGGUUCUUCAAAAUGUAUUUUAUAAGUGAAGCCUUGUGUGAAUAAUAGAGAGUUGGUUAAAUUAUUUAUUUAGUUGGAGCUUUUUUAAAUACUUUAAGAAAGCUCUUUUUAAGUAAUUUUAGUUUUUAUCUUAGGUGUAUUCUAAUGUAUAACUAGAUUUAAUUUAGUUUUAAGUAGGCUUAGUUUAGGUUAGUAAUUUAAAUUAGAUGUAAGAUAAUAUAAGUUUAGGUUUAGCUAAUUUUUAUGCAUCAAAUGGUAAUCAGUGCUUUAUUGCAUUGAUUUAGUUUUUAUUCUUGUCAUGUUAUUGGGACCAUUUAAACUGUUGCAGUAUUGUAAAAAAAAUUGUAUGUAAACUGUCAGUGGGUCUAUGUACUUCACUGACAGAAAUUGUAAGUUAAUUAUCAAAAAUGCCUGUUGUGGCAUAAGUGAAUGUCAACAUCUAACUGUGAAGAUCUACAUGUUGUAACAAGAAGUCCCCAACAUCAAGCAAAGGAUUCUUCUGUUGAAAGCUGCUGUUCUCCAGAGCCUGAUUGCAAGCACCUUUCUUUUCCAAAGAAGUUGGAAGUAAAGAAGAGUAUUUUCUUCUUCAUUGGUGAGUUAUGAUUUAAUAUAUUCCUUCUUUUCUAGUCUGGUAAGUAAUCUACUGAUUUAAUGUUGGAAGUAAUGCUAAACCUUAAAUUAUUCUAAAUUCUAAAAUAGAACUGAUAUUUAAGCACUUAGCACUCCUAAGUAGCACUAUUUUAAAAGCACCUUAAUAAUACACCAAUACAUAGUUAUUAGUGUUAUUUCUAACACUAAGAACAGUAGAUCCAUUUGUUUGGAGCCAAAUAAAUCAUCCAUUAGUUUUCUGAGUCUACUUGCAGGUGAAAAUAAGAAAAGGCUGUGAAGUUUUAUUUCAGGUCGAAAAACACUGUGGUGGGAUCAGCGCAUGAAACAACUUCAAAAGUUACAGGCAGAGUCGUUCGGUCAAUCAAGAUUGAGAGGAUCUAGAUAUUCUACUGGUUUUAGAGGGAGUCCUAAGCAAGCUAUUUGUCCUUUUUGUUACAAGAUAUUCUACGAUAAAAGCACGAUGAAUCGACACGUCUCUAAGCGUGUCUGUUUGGGUUUGCAGUUUCAGGUUUCUUUUUCUGAUCAGCUGCCUAAUGUUCCUGUUUCAUCUGUUAUGCCAGUUUGCUCAAGCUCUUUAUAUCGUAAUACCGCUUCUCCUGAUAUUAUCGAUAUGGAAGCCUCGGAAGUAAACGCAGAUGUUUCUUUAAACGAGUCUGAUGUCCUUUGUUCUAGUAAAGUGGAAGAGACUUUUAAUAAAUCAGGAAAAGUUCCUUGCCCCUACUGUAAGAAAUACUUCAAAGGUGAUAGAGGUGUUAAGAAACACCUUCAUUUUUAUGGAUGUCCUAUGGCUGUUGAUUCAAAAUUUGCAAAUGAACAUUGAAUUAAUGUUAAAUUAUAAUUAUUUAUACUGUAAGUGCAAUAUUUAAGCACUGACAUUUCGUUAAAUGUUUUAAAAUUUAUUUGUAAGAUGGAGCUACUCACAGUUUUUAUAGUCCCAGUAACAAGACAAAUUUUAAAUUAUAGUGAUAUUUAUUCUGUUAGGUUUACUUAAAAUGAUCUAGUCUUGAAUAUUUUUUCUUUAGUUAUGUUUAGUAUAGAAUUUUAUGAUGAAAUGCUUGUUUUUAUUGUUCAGGCAUAUUUACAGAGUUUUGUUGAGUGCUACUUUGGCUUUAUUUAUUUGGUGGCUAUAUCUAGUGGUAGGUAGCUCCAUCAAAUUUUUGUACAUAGUUGUAAGAGAUGAAUAAAAAGAUUAAAGCUUUAAA